Messenger RNA from Meriones unguiculatus (Mongolian gerbil), 2802 nucleotides. It is a transcript of the gene Mettl16, whose product is annotated as methyltransferase 16, RNA N6-adenosine. Gene Ontology annotation, molecular function: 23S rRNA (adenine(1618)-N(6))-methyltransferase activity. Gene Ontology annotation, cellular component: nucleus. The transcript has 10 exons. Bases 142 to 1803 code for a protein of 553 amino acids. The record is from RefSeq and is a predicted model, not a curated record. Lineage: Eukaryota; Metazoa; Chordata; Mammalia; Rodentia; Muridae. Gene Ontology annotation, biological process: rRNA base methylation.
CGAUUGGAUUCACAAGAUGGCGGCGCGCUGGGAGCGUAGCAUCUGCGUUUCCAGGAGCUUGGCUGGGUGAGUAGGUUUGGAAUCUGGGCUUGUGCAGGCCCCAGCUACGCACGUCGUCCUGCUACUACUUUGGCCUAAAAGAUGGCUCUAAGCAAAUCAAUGCAUGCAAGAAAUAGAUACAAGGACAAGCCACCUGACUUCGCAUAUCUGGCAUCCAAAUAUCCAGAUUUUAAGCAGCAUAUUCAGAUAAAUCUGAAUGGGAGAGUAAGUCUUAACUUCAAAGACCCUGAAGCAGUCAGAGCUCUGACUUGUACUCUCCUGAGAGAGGACUUUGGACUUUCUAUUGACAUUCCUUUAGAGAGACUAAUUCCCACAGUUCCCUUGAGACUUAACUAUAUUCACUGGGUAGAAGAUCUGAUCGGUCAUCAGGAUUCUGACAAAAGUACUCUCCGAAGAGGAAUUGACAUAGGUACUGGGGCAUCCUGCAUCUACCCCUUACUUGGAGCAACCUUAAAUGGCUGGUAUUUCCUGGCAACAGAAGUGGAUGACAUGUGCUUCAAUUAUGCUAAGAAAAACGUGGAACAGAAUAACCUAUCUGAGCUCAUUAAAGUGGUCAAAGUACCGCAGAAGACACUCCUGAUGGAUGCGCUUAAGGAGGAGUCUGAGAUAGUUUAUGACUUCUGCAUGUGCAAUCCUCCCUUUUUUGCCAACCAAUUGGAAGCCAAGGGUGUAAACUCCCGGAAUUCUCGAAGACCUCCACCUAGUUCUGUGAAUACAGGAGGCAUCACAGAAAUCAUGGCAGAAGGAGGUGAACUAGAAUUUGUUAAAAGGAUCAUCCAUGACAGUUUACAACUUAAGAAAAGAUUAAGGUGGUAUAGCUGCAUGCUGGGAAAGAAGUGCAGCCUGGCCCCACUGAAGGAAGAGCUUAGAAUCCAGGGGGUUCCUAAAGUUACCUUCACGGAGUUCUGUCAGGGUCGGACAAUGAGAUGGGCCUUAGCUUGGAGUUUUUACGAUGAUGUCACAGUACCGUCACCUCCAAGUAAACGAAGAAAAUUAGAAAAGCCAAGGAAACCCAUUACAUUUGUAGUGUUGGAGUCUGUGAUGAAAGAAUUGUCUCUGAAAGCCUCAUCUUUGGGUUCUGAGGCAGUGGAAGGCAUAGUAGUUGUGACAACAUGGAUAGAAAAAAUUCUCACUGACCUGAAGGUCCAACAUAAACGAAUUCCCUGUGGAAAAGAAGAAAUUAGCCUAUUCCUGACAGCCAUAGAAAACUCUUGGAUUCAUUUAAGAAGGAAGAAAAGAGAGCGAGUGCGCCAACUGAGGGAGGUGCCUCGAGCUCCUGAGGAUGUUAUCUUAGCCUUGGAGGAGAGAAAGCCCACUCCCAAAGAGCUGAGUGGCAGCCAAGAUGCGGCUGCAUGCUCCCAAGACAGUGCCUUGUGUGGGCUUGCUGUGCUGGAAGGCGAGUCUGCCACUGUGGGUGGCCAUUGCUUCAGCCGGGAGUCACUGUCCCAGGAGGAAACUCCAGAAGCCAUGGAGGAUGAAGGGAGUGAGGAAAGGGGAGGGGUAGAGGUCAUGGAAAGUUGUAAAUUUUCCAACAAUGGAGCCCAGGACGGAGAGGCUGCUGAGAAGGGGGAUCACCUGGACGGAGUGGCCGGACGUUACCUGUUUAAGUGUUUAGUCAACAUUAAGAAGGAAGUAGAUGACGCCUUAGUUGAAAUGCAUUGGGUUGAGGGCCAGAACAGGGAUUUGAUGAACCAGCUUUGCACCUACAUACGGAACCAAAUUUUGAGGCUUGUUGCUAGUUAAUUCUUAAUUUCUUCUGCAGUUAGAAAAGUGUCUGUGUGGGGCUAGAGAGUUGGUGCAAUGGCCGCAUUUGCUUAGUAUGCAGAAGGCACCCUGGGUUGAGCCCUUUACCUCCAACAUCAAUACAAAAAAUGUAUAAAAAGCUUGCCUUGGAGGCGGAGCCUGUUGGAAGGCCAGAGGAACUUCACCACUGGUCCUUUAGAGACCACAUGGAAUCAACUGACCAAGCAGACAUUUAGUGGGUGUGGUCUCUGACACUUGUAAUCCCAGUACUUGGAGGCUGAGGCAGGAUUGCUGUGGGUUUAAGGUCACCCUAUGCUACAGAGAAAGACACUUGUCUAAAUAAAAAGAAGAAAAAAGGAAAGCAGAAACGAAUCCAUUUUUAACCCUUCCCCUCUUAAAGUUACCUGGAGAUGUGUGUAAAGAACAGGGGGUUCAGGAGGAAUGACGUAUUGCAACAGCAGAUAAACUUAGGAUGAACUUUGAUCCUACUCCAGCCUGAGGCCAGGGGGGGGCCAUAUGUGGCACGUGGUGUGGGUCAGCACUGCCUGAACAUGUCUGCCACUAAGGGUCUCUUGGUGAAGAGGGCAGCAGUGCUCCCCAGUGGAGGCAGUACAGCAGGUCAGCACCCUGGCACUGCUCAGUUGCCCUCAAGACACCUGCUUUCUCAGGUAUCUACAGUUGAUGGAGCCAGUCCCCAGAAAGGGGCUAGCCCGGUCAUGCGUGGCCAGAGUGUCAGGGUGAGACAUCUUAGGCCAAGGAGAGGACCUGUCUGGGGCCCGCACAGGAAGCCACACAUUCGUCGCUCACUGCUGCCCUGACAGAGCCUAUUGCAGAAGCAGAAUUGAAUAAGCAGAACUCUGAGAUGUAGCUGAGGCACAACAAAACGCGCCCAUCGCCCCAUCUACACGGACAGUCGCUCUGCAGCCAUUGCACUGCUUUUUUUAAACAGCGAAAUGGCUUAUGUUUCUUAUUUCUAAUAUAAAACUUCAGAAUUGAAAA